AUGGUGGCUGACCUGCUGCUGGCUAAGCUGCGCGAGCUACAGGCAACAGUCGAGUCGACAGAGCCGGAGGCGUCCAUCCUUCCGACAUGCCUCUCCCUCCUCGAUCAGCUCGGCACGGUGCUCGGCGGCGGCGGCCCUCCCCCUUUAACGACCAGGGAGGACCGGUACGGCGGCGUCGAGAUUGAGGUACCGAUUUCUGCCGCGGACACGCCGCACGCGCUCGGCGUUGAGCUCAGCCGCCGGAUUGAGCAGUGGGCCGCCGCGGGCAAGCGAGGGCUCUGGCUCAAGAUCCCGCUGGAGUGCGCCGCCUUUGCGGGCUCGGCGGCGGCGCAGGGCUUCCAGUUCCACCACGCAAAGCCGGAGUACGUCGAGAUGACCCGCUGGCUGCCUACCGACCAGCCGAGCCCGCUUCCCGCCUACGCCUUCACCCAGGUCGGCGUCGGCGGCGUCGUCGUCAACUCCGCGGGCCAUGUGCUGAUGGGCGAGGCUCUUUGGAGGGCCCUUCUCUGA
Emiliania huxleyi CCMP1516 is the source of this 510-nucleotide messenger RNA. RefSeq lists its product as hypothetical. The coding region runs from base 1 to 510 and encodes 169 amino acids. The record is from RefSeq and is a predicted model, not a curated record. The transcript is spliced from 3 exons. Gene Ontology annotation, molecular function: ADP-ribose diphosphatase activity; NADH pyrophosphatase activity; NAD binding. Lineage: Eukaryota; Haptophyta; Isochrysidales; Noelaerhabdaceae.